AUGAAUGAAAAAAAAAAACUUGAUAUCAUCCGUAAUAUGCUAGGAGAACUUCUGGGCAAAAAAGAAGAUGGGAAUAAAAAAAUAAAUGAAAAGAAAGAUAAAUUAAAAAAGAAAUAUAUUGAAAAAUCUAAAAGAGUUCUACAUUUUUAUAGAAAUUAUAUGAAUGUGUUAGAAAAAGAGGAAUUAGAUAAAUUUGAAAACUUUUAUAAUAUGGUAUUAAACAAUUCUUUUGACUAUUCUAAAAAAGAUAAUAUAGAUAUUUAUAUGUAUUGUAAUGUAUAUCCUAUAUUAAAGAGAACAUUUGAAUCUUUUGUUUCUUAUGUUUCUAAUUUAUUACAACAUAAAAAUGAUGAUAAUUAUAAAAAAAUUAUAAAUAAUUUUGAUCCAAUAUUAUUGUUUUCUCAAUAUAUUAUACGCUUAACUGAUGAUGAUGAUGAUGAAAAUGAAUGUUCAUUAAAUGAGAUAUAUAACAAUAUGCAAAUACAUAUCAGAGAUACACAUGAGAUUGAAAAAAAUCAUAUUAAUUAUAAUAUGUAUUCAACCAUUAAAAAAGAAGAUAAUUAUAUAGAGGAUGAAUAUUAUAAGAGUGAUGAAAAAUAUAUUAAGGGUACUAGCAUAAAAAAUAAAGACAUUUUAGGAAGAAACAAAAUUAAAAAUCAUAUUAAAGACUUUUAUAAUACUUAUGAUAACUUAAUAGAAGAAAAGAAAUUAAAAGAACAACAAAAAAGAAAAGAAAUUAUGAAAAAUAUUUAUGAAAAAAAAAAUAUUUUAUCGCAAGAGGAAAUUUCUUUAUAUGAAAAUUAUUAUGAAGAAAAUAUCAAAAUAAAAACAUCUAUUCGUUAUAGGAAAAAAAAAAAUUUAAAUUCAACAUCAUAUAUUCAUAUAAACAAUUCUAAUAAUUCUUCAAACCAUUUUCUAAAUACGUUUAAUAUAUCACUAGAUUUGAAAGAAUCCGUAGAUUCGGUUAUGUGUCAAGAGGGUAUAAUAAAUAGAGACAAUAAAAUAGAAGUGAAAGAAUUAAAAAAUAUUAAUGAUAAUAUGAGUUGUAAAAAUUUUACAAAUGGAUCUUAUAAUAUAAAAAAGGAUGAUAAUAUAAAUCUAGAAGAAUAUAAAAAUAUUAAUAAUAUUGAAAGUAUGGAAAAUAUUAAAAAUAUUGAAAGUAUGGAAAAUAUUAAAAAUAUUGAAAAUAUUGACAAUAUUGACAAUAUUAAUAAUAUUAUUAAACUUAUAGAAUGUCAAGAAAACUCCUAUAUUGAAAAACGAAUUUAUUUAUUAUUAAAUAAAUGGGUUAAAGAAGAAAAUGGUAGGAAAUUUAUUAUACAUAAUAAAUCAAAAAUUGAACCUUUAUUUAAUGAAUAUAAAAAAAAAAAUUAUAUUGUUACUGAUAGGGAUAUAAUACCAUUAUUAUUUUUUAUAGAUAAAAAAUUAUAUUUAAAUUAUUCUCUAGUACAUCCAUAUAAUUAUAAUUAUUUUUAUUAUAUUUUUCAUUUAAAUUCUUCUUUUUAUUGUGCUGAUACUAAUAGUAUUACAUUUGAAGAAUUGUGGAAUUUCUUAGUUUCCAAUCUACCUUUAAAUAAUUAUUUAUAUAAAGAAGAUAUUUUAAUAGGUCUACAAAAAUAUGAAAAAAACAAACAACUUCAUAAGAAUUAUAUUUUUACUGUAACCUUUAUUAAAAAUUUUCUACUUUUUAUUUUGAUAGAAAUAUUUUUCAUGUUAUCAUAUAUAAUUAAAACGCAUUAUUAUAAGUAUAUCUUUGAUUAUAUAUAUUUAGAAAAAAAUAUAAAUGAUGUAAAAAAGACAGACCAAUAUAUCAACCAAAAUGUGAAACAGAUAGAUCAAGAUGAAAAAAUUAAAACAACAAAUAAUAAUAAUAAUAAUAGUAAUAAUAGUAAUAUUAUUAGUAGUAGUAAUAAUAAUGAUAAUUUUUUCCUUUAUAUUACCACUUCUUUUUCUUCUUUUCUUUCCUCGUCUUCUUCACCUUCAUCUACAUCUGAUAUUUCUUCUCCCACGUCUAUAACAUAUAAAAGUGUAGAAAAUAAUGAAUAUAUUGAAAAUAAGGAAGAUGUAAUAAAAGAAACUAUUGAAGAACAACAAGAUAAUAAUUAUACUAUAUUUAAUCAUGAUAAGGUUCUUCAAAGGAACACAGAAGUUGUAUGUGAUGAAAAUGCCAUAUGUGAUAAUAUUGAAAAUAAAAUAUUAAAUACAAAUCCUAAAUAUGAAACAAAUGAAAAUAAUAUAGAAGAAGAUAAGAAAGAGGAAUAUUUUUUAUCAAAUCAGUUAAAUGCAUUUAUUAAUUUUUUAUUGCUCCUUUGGGGUAUUAAUAUAACCUUUGAUGAUAUAAAUCAUGAAGAAUUUUUAAUUACAGAAGAACUAUCAACAGAUACGGAUGAUAAUUUUAUAAAUGUGGAUACAAAUUAUUCUACAAAUGGGAUUACUACUACCAAUAAUAAUGAUAAUAAUAAUUAUCAUAGUGAUAGUAAUAAUUAUGAAGAUGAUGAUGAAAAAUUAAAAAGCAUUAACCAAACAAAUAAAAAAGUAAAACAUAAAAAGAAAGAUAUUAGAAAUAAUUACAAUUUAUAUGAUACAAAUGAUGAAGACGGAGAAGAAAAAAUGAUAAACGCAUCGAAAAAGAAGACACAAAAUUUAUACAACAAAAAUUACCAAAGUGAUAGUAAUAUAAAUAUAUCAAUAAAAAAAUACAAAAAAAAUACCCAAAAAAAAACCAAAAAUGAGGAAAGAACAAAAAGUUUGAUAAUAAUUAGAAAAAGGAAUAAUAAGAAAAAAAAAAAUAAACACAAAAACAAAGAAAAUAAUAAUAAUAAUAAUAAUAAUAAUAAUAAUGAAAUAUAUAAAAAUUUAAUAGAUAAUGAUAAUACUCAUCAACAAAACAAUAACAUAUUUGAUUAUAAUAAAAAUUAUGUAAAGGACCAAGAAUAUUUAAAUGAUGAAAAAUAUAUGAAUGAUUAUAAAGAAUAUUAUGAAUUUAAAGAAAAGUACCAACAGAACAAUUAUGAACAGAUUAUCAAAAAUUUCAUACAUUCAAUUGUGAAACAAUUAAAACCUUACAAAAAAAAUUAUUAUAAUAAGAUUAUUAAAGUGAUAAAAAAUAAUAAACUACAAAAUGUAUUCAUAAAUAUAUUUGAAAAACAAAAUAGUAACAUACAAAACAAAAAUGAUGAUACACAUAAAAAAUUAGAAGAAUUACAUAUAUUCGAUCAAAAUAAAAUAAAAAAUAAUAUACACGAAAAUUUUGAAAACAAUAAUUACAACAAUGAUAAUAUAUCACACAUUAACAAUUAUAAUGACAACAACAUAAAUAAUAAUAUAGAAGAUCAAAAAAUUAAAAGAAGUGAGAAUUCAUCAUGUAAUAUACAAUCACAUGUGAAUUGUGUAGAAGAAAAUAAAAUGAAAAAAAAUUCUUCUUUUGACAUUGUAACAAGAGAAAAAUAUAUAUCAUAUAUUAUAUAUUUUACACAAACUUAUAUUAAGAAAAAAAAAAAAAAAAAAAAAAAUAUAUAUAUACAAGAUAAAAACAUAUCAUCUAUUAACAUUUUAAAGAAUGAACAAAAAAAAAAUACUUUUAUCGAUAGUAUAUUAACAUUAUGUAAUUUCAAAUUAUAUAAAAAAAAAUUUCUUAAUAAAUUUAAUUCUGAGAAUAUUUAUAUAUUACUCUUUUUUGUUUAUUAUGUAAAUAAACAAAUAGAUGAUUUGUUGACUCAUAAUCUUUUACCAAAAAAAAAAAAAAAAAAUAAUAAUAAAAUAAAAUAA
Molecule: messenger RNA, 3768 nt
Organism: Plasmodium adleri (nom. inval.)
Lineage: Eukaryota; Apicomplexa; Aconoidasida; Haemosporida; Plasmodiidae
Product: conserved Plasmodium protein, unknown function
Exons: 1
Coding region: 1-3768 (1255 amino acids)
Source: RefSeq, a predicted model, not a curated record